Molecule: messenger RNA, 693 nt
Organism: Manduca sexta (tobacco hornworm)
Lineage: Eukaryota; Metazoa; Arthropoda; Insecta; Lepidoptera; Sphingidae
Exons: 1
Coding region: 1-693 (230 amino acids)
Source: RefSeq, a predicted model, not a curated record
AUGUGUGCCUUCACCUCUGCUCUCAACUCUACAUCAGAAGACGUAGAACAGUUCCGUAAAGAGUUGAGCGACAUGAAAAAAGAGCUUAAAGAUUUAGAUCGGUACAAGGCUGAAGUCGUCGAUCUUCGUGCUGAGGUGCUCGAACUUCGAAAUGAACUUGAAUCCAGACAACAAUAUAAGUAUCUUAAAGACAUUGAAUUGACGGGCAUCACUGAACACCAGAGUGAAAAUCUUCCGCAAAUAGUUACGAAUCUAACGACAAAACUCGGGAUUAGCAUGGACCCUCGUGAUAUCGAUGAUAUUAAACGAGUUGGUCAAAAGACUUCAGGGACAGAUAGUAGACCUCGGCCGGUGGUUGUUACUUUCACCCGACGGGCACCGCGCGACGAGAUGCUGCGUGCUGCGAGAGUCCGCCGCGGCCUCACCACCGAUAUGAUUCAAGUCCCUGGAAACUCCCGGCGUGUCUAUGUCAACGAGCAUCUGACAAAAUCGAAUAGGAUUUUAUUUAGUAAGGCGCGCGCCAUCGGUUCCCAACUCAAAUUUAGAUAUGUAUGGACAUCCAAUGGUACUAUUCUCAUGAGAAGAACAGACACUAGCUCCGUUCUUCGUGUUACCUCUGAAACGAUCUUAGACAAACUACUGAACCAGCAAGCAAGUAACAAAAGUCCUCAGGCUGACAGUCAGUAUUCCUAA